AACAUAACAUUAAAUUUUCCAUCUUAAUCAUUUGUGAGUGUACAGUUUGGUGCUUAAGGACAACCACCACUACCCUCCAUCUCCAGAACUCCCUUUUCUUGUUAUUUUUUAAUGGACAAAUGAAAAACUUUUAUGGCGUAUGAAGAGGUAUUUUGAUCAUGUGUACAUUAUAGGACGAUUAAAUCAAGCUAAUUACCACAUCCAGAGUUCUAGUCAUUGUAAAACUAGAACUCUGUUUCCAUUAAACCCUACCUCCCCAUUCCCUCCCUGCACCUGGGACUCCUCUCAGCUCUGAAAUCAUCAUUGAUUUCUUUCUACUCAGUGGAUGUAACUGUACACUCGCCUGUGUCAAACCUUGUGCUCCAGACACAGAGAUGCCUGCAGGCAUCUCCAUGCUCAGAAACCAGCCCAGGGCAUGAAGAGCCCUGUUCGGGGGCAAAUCUCACUUAGGACAAAAGCUAUAACCACAGAAUCUUUCCUUUUGUUGAUUUCUGCAUUUAUUUAACACAUUCCUUCACAUGCUGGCAGAUCUAAUCUCAUGCUGUCCUUCAGCUGUCAGGUUUAACAGACAUUUAGAGAAUGCAAGCAGAGUUCCAGCUGUUUCCGCACCGUAGGUUGGCUGAGGCAGGAUUAGCCCAAUCCAAGGUCAUAGCUGUCAGGGGCAGAGAGUCAGAUGGAGUUCAGCGUCUCCUCCUUAUCCAUCCAGGAGCCGACCAAUGGCAGCACAGCUGGCGAGCCCAGGCCUCUGCCCAAACCUUCUCAGGGCUCCCAGGCGCUCAAGUCCUCCCAGGGCAGCAGGUCCUCCAGCCUGGAUGCCCUGGGGCCCACCCGCAAGGAGGAGGAAGCAUCCUUCUGGAAGAUCAACGCUGAGCGCUCCCGCGGGGAGGGGCCCGAUGCGGAGUUCCAGUCGCUGACCCCCAGCCAAAUCAAGUCCAUAGAGAAAGGGGAGAAGGUCUUACCUGCCUGUUACCGGCAGGAGCCCACCUCAAAGGACAGGGAGGCCAAGGUGGAGAGACCCGUCGCUAUCCGCCAGGAGCAGCAUGCCCAUCCCGGCCACACCGAGCGAGAGAGGCCCCAGCCUGCCCCAUCCCUCACAGGCAAGGUCCCAGAGGCCACCCCUGCCAAGCUGAAUGUGGGCCCGGACGACGGGGAGGACGUCCUGUUCUCGGAACCGGAGCUCGCACAGGUCAGCCCAAGUAAUGUCAUCAAGAAGACGGGAUUUGAUUUUCUGGACAAUUGGUAAAAUGUGUUAGACAGGAAAAUAACAGUAAGAACCCCAAAAUAUUCUCCGAAGUGGUACAGUGGAGGAGGAUCCAAAGGGCCACCUUUCUCUCCGUAUUUUCCCAAUUUCACUAUACUCUUUUUUAAUCAUUUGGAAACUGGUCAGUUUUGCCAGCUUUUCCUUUUUAGUAGAACCAAAUAUAUAUGCUAUUUUCAAUUAUUUGAUAACAAAUUUUGCAUUUGGACUUUUUAAGGAGGGCUCUGAAUUCAGUAGGUUGCAUGAGUACAACCUGCCCUCCCCCUGCCCAGUUCUCCUUCAAAGUGAUUUCCAUCUCCUCUGUCCCUCCUCCCCACGCACCCCCUUUAACAUAUGGGGUUCCCUUUGCUGGGUGAUUGGCAGUGGUGUCCUCAGCUGUGGCAUUAGCAUGCUGGCUGUCACCAUGGAAAGGUCUGCCCCAAUGAAGUUCUCACCUCGCGUUCACUGCUGCCUAAAGCUGCUCUUGCUGAAGCCACAGCUCUUACCCUCACGUCAUUUAAAGGGAGCAGACUAUUGGCACAUGGCAGACAGAACACAUCAUUUUUUACCUGCCCUGAUACUUAUUCAAAGUAUCAAUCAUUGUUCAAAAAGAGUUGCAUGUUUAAAAAUUAUGUAUUAACUUUUCAUUAUUUUGUAUUUAGGUUUAGCUGUGGGACUACCACCUUUCCUAGUUUUGUAUCAGUUUCCUUUUGGCUGUUCUUGUUAGUUAUGUAUGCUGUUAGUUGUUCCCUGUCCUGGGCACUUGCAGGCAUCAGGGCAGAUGGCCGACACGGCUGGAGGACGAGGAUCUUCUCCUUGGUUGUUAGAGCCUUCCUGUGUGAGACUAGUUGGGCAGUGGACAUCCUUCCUCCCAAAGACUGGUCACGUUGCAUCGUGAUAGACCUUCCACCAGCCCUGACACCAUUGGAAGUGGAAGAGUAGAGUUUCUGAUCACCUCAGAAGUCAUUGUGGCAUCAUAGCAACAGUAUCCCUCAGAGCUAGUGCAUAGUCUGAGGCAGCCUGGUGGAGCAGGUGGCCCACCUCGCCGGGGUAGCCACUGCGUUCACAGGCUGCCCUGUCCCAUGGUGCCUGAUCAGCAAGAGGUGUCCAAGCAGAGCCUGGAGCCCUGUACUGUGCGAUGUCAACACAGCCAUCACUGCAUUCUCACCUGAAGCCUUAAUCCUUGUGACCCUGCCAGUGAGCACUUGGUUUCAAUGCCAAAGUGCAUUUUUGAAAAAAAAAGGGGGGGGGCCUGUUUCCAUAGGAUCUUCUGAAAUGAUUCUAGACUAUUGUAUCUGACUCUCAAGGCACAUAGCAUCAUUCCCCCCCCCCAGGAAAAUUUCUGCCAAAAUCUGGGGUUUACCCAACAUUUGCUGUGGUUCUUAUAAAUUGCUUCAUGUUUCUAAACCUCUUUUGGCUACACCUCCCCUCCAGCUCAGCAAACAUAGAUAGGCUCCUUCUAUGCCACUUAAGCAUAGUUGAUACAUGCAGGGGAAAAACAGUUUCCUGCAUGGUGGGGAGAGAAGAAAGCUCACAGGUCCUGGCUGGCACAGCCCAAGCAGGACACCAGCUCCCCUGGGGCUGGCGGUAGUAAACCCACAGGGAGCCUCAGAACGGCCUCCACUGCCUGUGCUUUCUGCCUCAGGGUGAUGGGCUGUUUUAAACCCAUAGUAGCAAGUGUGUAUAUAUGAGUUUAUAGUCCCUAAAUUUUUCUGUGUUGUAGGACAGUGGGCCGGAGUGAUCUGUCUCUUUUCUUGGGAGAAAUUCUAAUUUCUUUCCCACUUUCUCAUAAAGCCCAAUAUUCCCUUUAAGUUCUCCUUGGAGCUGAGAGAUAGAGGAAUUAUUGAAAACUUCUGCCUCAGUACCAUCUGGGACUCAGCAGUGUUUGGUUAACUCUCAUAAUAGCAUUUCUUAAUGAUAUAGCCCCUGAGAUUAAAUGUAAAAUCAAAUCCUCCAAUCUGAAAGUCAGAUUGCUUUGCUCUGCUUGGGAAGAAGUAAGGGCCUGGAGGGCGGGAGUCUCCAUCCUGCCUGGUCCAUGGGAUCUUCCUUCUCACCUGGGCAAAAUCUAUGCCAGUGUUUUUCCACCUUUUAAUCUCACAGCACACUCGAACCUAUUGUUAAACUUUGCAGCACACUUAAAUUGUGUUGAUCCAAAAA
Messenger RNA from Otolemur garnettii (small-eared galago), 3394 nucleotides. It is a transcript of the gene CUNH1orf198, whose product is annotated as chromosome unknown C1orf198 homolog. The coding region runs from base 674 to 1243 and encodes 189 amino acids. The transcript is spliced from 3 exons. Lineage: Eukaryota; Metazoa; Chordata; Mammalia; Primates; Galagidae. The record is from RefSeq and is a predicted model, not a curated record.